Molecule: messenger RNA, 1776 nt
Organism: Tarenaya hassleriana
Lineage: Eukaryota; Viridiplantae; Streptophyta; Magnoliopsida; Brassicales; Cleomaceae
Product: dihydroorotate dehydrogenase (quinone), mitochondrial
Exons: 11
Coding region: 151-1533 (460 amino acids)
Biological process (GO): 'de novo' pyrimidine nucleobase biosynthetic process; pyrimidine ribonucleotide biosynthetic process
Cellular component (GO): cytoplasm; mitochondrial inner membrane
Molecular function (GO): dihydroorotate dehydrogenase activity
Source: RefSeq, a predicted model, not a curated record
ACCAAACAAGAAGCAUCUUUGUUAGCCGGAGCUAAAACCCUCUCGCCAACGUUUGUCUCAAUAGCACCAGAAAACGAUCUUCUGAAAAAUAAUCUCUUUUUUGGAUUCUUCGAAAUUAGCUUUUGGUUUUCACCUCUUGGAUUCGCUUUAAUGGCCGCGAGGGCUUCGUCGUCGUCCGCGAGAUGGGUCAAAGGCUUUUUGUUCAGAAGGGUAUCGUCGAGUCAUCUUGGAUCGGUUAGAAAUUGUUCUUCGACUGCAGGAUCUUCUUCUGCGCCUAAAGUCCCUCACUUUUCGAAGAAAGGAAGGAUAUUGACAGGAGCCACCAUUGGCCUUGUCAUUGCAGGGGGAGCCUACGUGAGUACUGCGGAUGAAGCAACAUUCUGCGGGUGGUUAUUCUCAGCAACAACACUCGUUAAUCCGUUCUUCGCCCUUCUGGAUGCUGAGUUUGCUCACAAGCUAGCAGUCUCAGCUGCUGCCCGGGGGUGGGUGCCCAGAGAAAAGAGACCUGACCCACCAAUCUUGGGACUUGAUGUUUGGGGAAGAAAGUUUUCUAACCCAAUAGGGCUUGCUGCUGGGUUUGACAAAAAUGCUGAGGCCAUUGAAGGCUUACUAGGACUUGGUUUUGGAUUUGUCGAGGUUGGUUCUGUUACUCCCGUUCCUCAAGAAGGCAAUCCGAAACCACGCAUCUUCAGAUUACGCCAAGAAGGUGCUAUUAUCAAUAGAUGUGGCUUUAACAGCGAAGGGAUUGUUGUUGUUGCAAAGCGUUUGGGUGCCCAACAUGGUAAAAGAAUGUUGGCAGAGACUUCUAGCACGUCAUCAUCUGUGGGGGAAGAAAUCAAACAGGGAGGCAAAUCUGGGCCUGGCAUUCUUGGGGUCAACCUUGGGAAGAACAAGACAAGUGAAGAUGCGGCUGCUGAUUAUGUCCAAGGAGUUCAUACCUUGUCCCAGUAUGCUGAUUACUUGGUUAUCAAUGUUUCAUCACCCAAUACUCCGGGGUUGCGUAUGCUUCAGGGGAGGAAACAGUUGAAGGACCUUGUAAAAAAGGUUCAAGCUGCCCGUGAUGAGAUGCAGUGGGGGGAGGAGGGUCCUCCUCCACUUCUUGUAAAGAUUGCUCCUGAUCUGUCUAGAGAAGACCUUGAGGAUAUUGCAGCGGUUGCUCUUGCUCUCCGCUUGGAUGGAUUGGUUAUAUCGAAUACAACAGUCUCGAGGCCAGAUCCUGUAAGCAAGAAUCCAGUGGCUGCAGAGACAGGUGGUUUAAGCGGCAAACCACUGUUUCCUCUCUCCACCAACAUCUUGAGAGAGAUGUAUAUUUUGACAAGAGGGAAGAUUCCAUUGAUAGGCUGUGGCGGUGUUAGCAGUGGUGAGGAUGCCUAUAAGAAAAUAAGAGCUGGAGCUACUCUUGUUCAGCUAUACACGGGAUUUGCUUAUGGAGGACCCGCACUAAUCCCACGAAUAAAGGCGGAACUUGCGGAGUGCUUAGAAAGGGAUGGCUUCAAGUCUAUCCAGGAAGCAGUUGGUGCAGAUCACAGAUGAUGAAAAAGAGCCCCUUUGCUUCCAAGUGAUCAACAAUGUUGUGGUUAUUUCUCUCAUUCAUUCAGUUCUUUCUUUCCCUCGCGACUCUGGCUUUUUGCCAUUUUAUUCUUCCUGCAUUUUCCCCAUAAAGCCACCGAGAGAUGAGAAUUCAAAGUUUUUGCUUAAUGUAUAAUUCCUUGGGCUGUCUUUUCUUUUCAUUGCCAGAAAGUUUUAUUGGUAAGUAAAUGGAUAACUGUUGUUACC